This is a messenger RNA of Rhea pennata, 3354 nucleotides long. It is a transcript of the gene ARPP21, whose product is annotated as cAMP regulated phosphoprotein 21. The transcript has 21 exons. Gene Ontology annotation, cellular component: cytoplasm. NCBI's taxonomy places the organism in Eukaryota, Metazoa, Chordata, Aves, Rheiformes, Rheidae. Gene Ontology annotation, molecular function: nucleic acid binding. The record is from RefSeq and is a predicted model, not a curated record. The coding region runs from base 262 to 2823 and encodes 853 amino acids.
GAAAUUGGAUCCUUGCGCUGAAUUCCUGAGCCGCGUUGUAGAUGCCAAACCCAGGUUGACAAUGAUCCAUCAAACUCUCUGAAGGACCAGCAUGGAGAUUGGCAUUCUGAACUGUUAAUGGGGACAUGGGACUCACGUUGUCGUUGAUCAUUUGCGUGGACUUACCCAGCGAAGAGCAGCAGAAGACGUUAGAAAGACAGUGGGAAUUAUAGCAGUUUUUCAGGUCACCAAAUCUUGUUACUUUAGUUUCUGUCUGGAAGAAUGUCUGAGCAAGGUAAAUUGAACCAGGAGACAGCAGAGGAAGCUGUGAAAGAGCAGGAGACUGCCUUCUCCGAGGCGACCUCAGACAACUGUAUCCUCAAUAAAUCUGAAAGCUCGGAAGUAGAGGAAAAGGAGGAGAAGUUGAGCGAUGCCAAGACAGAGCUGCAGAAACGAGGCGCAAACCAGCAGAAAAAGAGAUCUAAGUCAGGAGCUAAAGGAAAACUUGUCCGGAGUCUUGCUGUGUGUGAAGAGUCAUCCCCUCGCCCAGGAGCAGAAGGCCUUCAUGAUAAUCAGGAAUCCAUACAACUACAGCUCUCAAGUUUCCCUAGCCUCCAAGAAGAAGAUAAAUCUAGUAAAGAUGAUUCCGAGAAAGAAAAAGAGAAGGAUAAAAAUAAAGAUAAAAACAGUGAAAAAAACAAGAUCAGAAUGUUAUCAAAAGAUUGCAGUCAAGAAUAUACAGACUCAACAGGCAUAGAUUUGCAUGAGUUUCUGAUUAACACAUUAAAGAAUAACCCCAGGGACAGAAUGAUACUCUUGAAAAUGGAACAGGAAAUUAUUGAUUUUAUUAGUGACAACAAUAAUCACUAUAAAAAGUUCCCUCAGAUGUCAUCAUAUCAGAGGAUGUUAGUGCACAGAGUGGCAGCUUACUUUGGAAUGGAUCACAAUGUGGAUCAAACAGGAAAAUCUGUAAUUAUCAACAAGACCAGCAAUACAAGAAUACCAGAGCAAAGGUUUUCUGAACAUUUAAAAGAUGAAAAAAGUGAAGAAUCCCAGAAGCGAUUUAUCUUGAAGCGAGAUAACUCUAGUAUUGAUAAAGAAGACAAUCAGCAAAACAGAAUUCUUCCAUUUAGAGAUGACAGACGAAGUAAAUCAAUUGAAGAGAGAGAAGAGGAGUAUCAGAGAGUGAGGGAGAGAAUAUUUGCACAAGAUUCAGUUUGCUCCCAGGAAAACCUUUUUGUGGAAAACAGUAGGCUGUUGGAAGACAGUAGUGUAUGCAAUGACACCCAUAAGAAAAGACAGCUGUUUAGGGGUAACAGAGAUAGCACAGGGAAGGCAUCUGGCAGUCGACAGAGCAGUACGGAGAAUGAAUUGAAGUGGACAGACCACCAGAGGCCAUGGAGCAGCACAGACUCAGACAGUUCAAAUCGAAACUUGAAGCCAGCCAUAACAAAGACAGCUAGUUUUGGUGGAAUAACCGUUCUGACAAGAGGAGAUAGCUCAUCAAGUAACAGAAGUACCGGCAAACUGUCUAAAACAGGCUCAGAGUCUUCCAGCAGCGCUGGCUCCUCAGGAUCCCUGUCACGACUACAUCAGCCUCUCCAAAGUGCACCUCUUGUCCCUGGAGUGACCGCUAGCUCUUCGGGCAGUGUGUCCUACGCCGAGAACGGGAUGAGCGGCCAGGUGGCACCCAGCAACACCAGCUAUAUCAUUCUUCCACUUGAAGCUGCAGGGAUACCGCCUGGCAGUAUCCUUCUCAACCCACACACAGGCCAACCAUUUGUAAAUCCUGAUGGGACCCCGGCAAUAUACAAUCCUCCCAGCAGCCAGCAGACAAUGAGGAGCCAGAUGGUCGGACAGUCCCAGCAGCAGCCUUCAUCCCAACAGCCUCAGCAGGUUCAGCAGCCACAGCAGCAAAUUGCAAGUCACCUGGUCACACAGCCUGUUCAGGCAAUGCAGCCAUCUUCUCAGUCAGUCCAGUAUCCAGCAGUUUCUUAUCCUCCCCAGCAUCUCCUGCCAGUCUCUCCAACGCAGCAGUUUUCUGUGCGAGAUGACAUAACAACACAAUUUAACCAGAUGAGCUUAAGUCGUCAAUCAUCAGGAGACAACCCUGAAUCACCUUCCGGUCCUGUCUACCCGUCACCGAUUUUGCAGCAGCCGACCCAACAGCCAAGUUACAUCAUGGCGUCGCCGAGCCAGCAGCUACCUACAGGCAGCUUCACAGGCUCAGGGCCACCCGUGUCCCAGCAAGUCCUGCAGCCUCCACCACCGCCCCAGGGCUACGUGCAGCAGCCACCACCCACUCAGAUGCCAGUGUAUUAUUACACAUCUGGUCAGUACCCUACCUCAACAACUCAGCAGUACAGACCCAUUGCCUCAGUUCAGUACAGUGCACAGCGGAGUCAGCAAAUACCACAGACUGCACAGCAAGCAGGUUAUCAGCCUGUUUUGCCUAAUCAGCAGCAGGGGUUCCAGGGUCUCAUGGGAAUGCAGCAGCCUCCCCAAAGCCAGAACCUGAUGAACAAUCAGCAGGGAAAUCAGGUGCAAGGCAUGAUGGUGCAGUAUCCAGCCAUGUCGUCUUAUCAGGUGCCAAUGACCCAGGGUUCUCAAGGAUUGCCACAACAAUCAUAUCAACAACCAAUCAUGCUACCUAAUCAAUCAGGUCAAGGAACACUUACAGCCACUGGAAUGCCUGUUUACUGUAAUGUCAUACCUCCUGCCCCACAGAACAACCUACGGUUGCUUGCCCCACACUGCCCCUCCAAUAACGUUCCGGUUAUUUCUGCCAACUGCAGGACAAACUGUGCAAGCAUUAGCAAUGCAGGGUGGCAGGUCAAGUACUGACACUGUGGCUUAGUGUGGAUAUACAAAGGAUAGCGGUGCAUUAUCGAACAAAUAACUCAUGGCCUUCAAAUGAAGAGGAACACAACAGGAUAAUCAGUUGAGGACAUAAGUACUGACUAUGCUCAAGUGAUUUGCUGCUGGAAAAAUCUGUAAAAAAAUAAAGUUAAUUUUGAAAAAAUGUUUGCUGGUUAAUGGUGCAUAUUUUUGUCAUGUCUGCUAGGUAUGCCUUUAUAGCUUAGCUAGUGACAUGAAUUCAUUGAGGUAAGAUUUUUUCCUACCACUGAACACCACUGUGUAGAUUGUAAUAUCCCUGAUUCGGAUUAGUUUUGUACUUUGUGUUGAGUUUGUGAAGCUAAAAGUAUUUAAAAAUAUAAUAAAAUCACAUUGUACCAAAGCUGUAAUGGAAAUUAGAAAAUGAAAACAAACAAACAAAAAAAAGAAUUACUGAAUGGAAGGAAUAAUUUAUAUACACUGUAGAGUUUUUUUAUGGAUAUAUACUGUAUUGUAGUGUUUAAUCACAAUAAAGCUAUU